CUCGGCAGCAGGUGCAAGCCAUUUAAAAAUGUCGGCCAUACAAGUCCAGUCUUUUAUUUUCCUGCGUGCUCGCUCUGUAAUCACCGCUCGUUCCUAUUAGACUCCUAUAAGCCAUCCAUUACGCUUUGUCCCCUUCAUAACAAUUCAAAUCGCAGCAAGAUUUAGAGUAAAAACAUGUUUGUCGCGCACACAGGUAGAAUUCCACCCCCUUGAUCUCGCAGCAAAAGGGUCAAAGAGAGGGUGUACAAAGGUGUCGAGCAAAAAUCUUUGUAAAAACACCCCUGCACGUUUACCAUCUGCCUUCGUAUGUGUGGGAACCUCAUCUCGGUUGCGAUUCUCACGACUCCACACCCCACACAUGUCGCGCGUCUCACUCGGGCGCCCAUGCCAGCCCAUCCUGGCUCUCGCUCGACCGAAAAUACGCACACCUGUCCCUUUCCGCAGCGCUCAUAGGUCCAUGGGGUUCGUGCCCCACUUAGCCCAAGGGGCGCCUAUAUAAGCCCGAACCCUCACAACUCAUCAUCACACUGUGAAAAUGAACUGCAACGACAACUCCACCAACGAGAACCUCCUCAACGCCAAGAAGGCGCGCUCGGCCUUCCACCAGCUGAAGAAGCUCAUCUCGGCCUUGGUGAAGAAGCCGAAGAACAGCUACAAGAAAUCGCCCGACUUCGACGAGAUCGAGGACAACCUCGCCAACGAGCUGCUCGAGAACCAGAUCUUCGAAGACAUCGACUCGUGCGAGGACUUCGCCGCGGUGCCGGUGUACCGCGAGGGCCACGUGGAGGUGCUUCCGGUCUGCCGGGGGCAGCGGUUCGUUCCGGUGCACUUUGCCCGGACCGACGCCGGGACCUUCUUCUGGACGUCCAUGGCGGGCCCGGACUGCGAUUUGAACCAGCAAGGGGACAAAAACGCCAUCACUUACUACCAGCAGCCGGAAUUACAAGUUCCUGCAUACCGAUGGGCGCAAGCCUAGUGAUCCCAGUGGCCUGUGAUUUACCACGACUGAGCGAUUUGUGAUAAUUGUACCUUUUGCAAUUUUUUAAUUGUGAUGGCAGCUUUAAUUUUUUUGUCAUAUUAUAUGUCUUCCAAUUAGGUUUAAGGCGAUUCUAUUGAAUAAAUAUUUCUAUAAGUA
Tribolium castaneum (red flour beetle) is the source of this 1135-nucleotide messenger RNA. Its product is annotated as enhancer of split malpha protein. Gene Ontology annotation, biological process: Notch signaling pathway; sensory organ development. NCBI's taxonomy places the organism in Eukaryota, Metazoa, Arthropoda, Insecta, Coleoptera, Tenebrionidae. The coding region runs from base 536 to 976 and encodes 146 amino acids. The transcript has a single exon. The record is from RefSeq and is a predicted model, not a curated record.